AUGCGUGAAGCUUUUCCAAGUCUUCCAUUUGAUAACAUUACCGAAGAGAAGCUACUACUAAUACUACUGCUAGCGGGCCGACCGUGCCCGACGGCGCACCACGAACCGCACCACGACGACGACCGGCGGCCGGACGAGCUGACGAUAAUCGGCGAAAAGAUAAUAAUUAAUCGUGAGGGUGAAACAAUUAAGCAAACAUUGGUGGAUAACGAGCAGGACCAGCCGACGCUCCAGAAGAAUGCUGUACUUGAUACUGACGACACAGCGCAAAGCCACGCUGGCCAUCUGCCAGCAGCAGUCCUUACGGCAGCAACAGCAGCAGCAGCAACGGCGACGACCGCCACGACGUCACCCUCCGUCAGCUCGACGACCCACCAUCAUCAGCAUCACCAGCAACAGCAGCAGCAGCACUCGGUGGCGGCAUCGGCCACCGCCUCGGCUGCCGCCACCUUCUCCACCACCGCAACCACCUCGAUCUCGAGCAGCAGCGGCACAGCGGCACUAGCGGCGGCUCCCGUUCCAUUCUCGGGCGAGCUGGAGGAGCUGCAGUACAUACUGCACUUUCCCGAGGAGGUCGCCCUUCGCAUCACCGACAUGGAGUAUCAGCUGUUCUACCAGGUAUCGCCGGUAGAUUUCAUAAACGAGGCCAUCCUCGAGCUGAAGCGGGAACGGUGCGGCGUCGGCGUCGGUGGUGGUGGUGGUGGUGGCCGAGAGGGCGGAAGCUUCCAGUCGCCUUUUAGUAGCUUUAUAUCGUCACUGAAUCCCAUACGCAAACGAUUCGAUGAGACCAGCGCGUGGACCAACUAUAUUGUGCUCUCACAAGGUACACAAGACGAACGAAAAGCGGCCUUUGCAUGUCUGUUGCGUGUUGCUAUUUCAUGCUGGAAUAUCGGAAACUUCAAUGGUGCUAAAGAGAUAGUGGAUGGUCUGAAAUCAAUCAAAAAGGAAGCAUUCUGGACGUCGGCCACUGAUCGCACGGGACGGAAUACGGUGUACGAGUUUCUUACGACCGUGUUCGAUAGCUUCGAGUAUGAUAAUGCGGUUACGCGGGCUCUGGCCAUACCCACGUGUCGCAUGAUACCGUACUUCCGGAACCACGUGGACGAGAUCAAAACCCUGCUACUGACCGUGCCGCAAUCCCUUGGCCCAACUUCCACCGACAGCGGUGAGAACCCGGUGGAGAAGUACUUUCUGGGCGAGGUGAAACCGCUCCCGUUGCGGGAAGAUGAGGAAUUCAUUGCGAGACUGCUCCCACUGGCGCUGCCGAUCGAUUGCCGGGUACGGACACCGGUUCCCACUGAACCACCGGACAUCCCAUCGGACGAAUCGACCGAACCGUUGCUGCUGUCCGACGAGCGGGACGAGUCCGGUGUCGCGGAGGAGAAUCGCGAAGAGCUGCUCGAGCAGAUACAGCUACGGGCGGAACCGGCCGUCCAUCGGGUGGCCACCUUCAUCGACCACCAUGACCAGCUGUGCCGGGAGUUGCCACACAGCCUACUGGAGUACCUACGGGCGGCGGCCAACAGUCCGCGCCAAACGAAAACCCCACUCUACAUCUACCAGCCCUCGAACCUGCAGGAACAGGAGGAGGACUACGAGGUGGAGAUCGGUAACUAUAAUCCGGUGCAGCCACUGUUUUACGACCACGGGAUCAGCAUCAUACCGCUCUCGUCCAAGCAAACCAACGCCAUCGAUCAUCACAUACUGCAGAUUCUUCAUCAUGGCACCACGUGUGUACUGUGGGAACCGGAGACACCGUCGGACCGGUCGUCCUACGUGUACCUACGGCUGGAGCGCUCCUGUUCGUUUGUGUCGUGGCAAAGGACGGCCUGGCGGCGGAUUAAAUCCCAACAAGACUUUAGCCUUAACGUCAACCCGGAGGAGAUAGUGGCGUGGAAGUUUGCCAAUCGCUAUGCAUCGAAUGUCGGCGAGCUGGAGGGCCAGUGCCAGAACCUGGACGAGGGCAUGCUGGAUCUCGGCACGAUUAAGGAGAUCAAUAUGGGGUCGCGGAACCACGAGUACGACGCGGAGAUACUGGCCGCCGGCAAGCGCUUCGGUCUGACGCACGUCGAGUGCUGCGUGACGCUGCUGUACGGGAACUCGGCGAGCGAAAACCGGAUACUGUGCAUCCUCUGCCCGCCGAUGCUGUGCCGGGCGUGGUACGUCGGCCUGAACUGGAUGCUGCGGGGCAUCCGGCGCCAGCAGAUACUGAUCGACCGGUCGAUGCUGUGGCUGAAGGAGCUCUACAUACAGCUGUACUUCGAGGAGGGUGCCUGCAGCGAACCGAGCGUGGCCGACGCCAUCAAAGCGUUCGGUGGCCGCUGUUACGGCCUGUCAUCCAUCAAGUCGUGGUCCGGCUCGCAGAUUAACGAUGCGAGCGAUACCAGUGCCGUCGCGAAGAAGGAUUCGUCGACGACGAAGAUACGCAAGAAGCGGUCCGUCGUCAAUUUGCUGAACCAAACCAACCCGGCCGGCGGUAGUGCCGCGGCCGGUGGAGGUAGCGGCAGUGGAGGCGAUACAACACCCUCCGACUCGAUGCUGCUGGACACGCGCGACUACCGGACGCGGUCCAUCGAGCGACGGCGCGAACGGAACGGCUCGAACGAUCAGCUCUGGCAGAACGUGAAGCAUCUCCGCAUCGGGUCGGUUACCUACGAUACUCAAUUAGAUUUUUUAAGCUUCGUCUCGCUGUAUCGAUCAUUUAGUUUAAUUGCACGGCAGGACCUGCGUGAUAUUUUCGACCAACUCUCGGUGACGACCAUCUCACGGACGACGCUGAACGGGGAGAAAAGCCGAAGUGCACCGGAGUUAUCGGAGACGAUGGUUAAGCGAAAAAUCGGACUCUUGACACGCAAUUGCUCACUGGACAUGGAUCUGACCGAGGCGAAACACACGCAGAAGAAAUACUUCGACGCGAUAGCAGCGUCCAGCAUCGCCCACAUCGCUGCCAGCAACGAUUUCCUUUCGUGCAGCAACAAAGUCAUCACGAUAUCGACGCUGAAAAAGUUUCUCGAAACGCGCCAGAUGGAAAUCAAAACCGAUGAGGAUGUGAAAGCCAUUAUACAGCGUCACGAACCGGAAGCGGCACAUCGCAUCGAGAACUGUCUCAGCUUUGAGGGGUUCGCCCGGUACAUGAUCGACAAGGACAACUACGCGUUUCUCAGCGAAAUCAUGCCGGAAAGCACCUACAUGAACCUGCCGAUGUCCCACUAUUACAUUGCGUCCUCGCACAAUACGUACCUCACCGGGCAUCAGCUGAAGGGCGAAAGCUCGGUCGAGCUCUACAGUCAGGUGCUGCUAACAGGUGCGCGCUGCGUGGAACUCGACUGCUGGGACGGUGACGAUGGUACGCCGGUCAUCUACCAUGGGCACACGUUCACCACGAAGAUUCCCUUCCGGGCCGUCGUAGAAGCAAUAAAUAAAUCUGCCUUCAUACAAUCUUCCUACCCCGUGAUACUCUCCAUCGAGAACCACUGCUCGGUGCAGCAGCAGCAACGGAUGGCCAACAUCUUUCAGGCAAUCUUCGGUGAGAAGCUGGUGACUAACUUUAUGUUCGAUCAGGACUACAGCGAUGAACCAUACCUGCCGUCGCCGCUAUCGCUCAAGCACAAGAUACUGAUCAAAAACAAAAAGCUUAUAGUCGAAAUACCGGCAACCUUAUCAACCGGUUUAACACGACAGAACACCUUCAAACAAUCGAAUUUAUCCAGCAGAGCCAGUUCAAUUAUAUCAAACACUAGCGGUAGUUCGCUGAAUGAAGAGUUUAGCGAUGACGAGUAUGAGGAUGAUGACGAUUUUGACAAUAUUGAUGAAAAAACAUAUCAUACAACUUGGGGAUCAAUAGAAGAUAAGUAUAGGCAUAGUGUGUGCCAUUCCAACAUCACGCCGACAAAGUCGAAAGUCCAAGACCAGGACGAACGAUCCCGCAAGCGCAGCAACCAGAUUGCCCGAGAGCUCUCCGACCUGGUGAUUUACGUGCAAGCAAUAAAAUUUCGCGGCCUGAACCCCUACAGUCCGCACAACUCAAUACGUGCCAAUCCGAAGCAGCAGCAGCAACAGCAGCAGCAGCAGCAACAACAGCAACAGCAACAACAGCAACAGAGUCAACAAAGUCAGCAGAAUCUGCCGAAUGCUCAGCAAAUCGCGCAACAGCAGCAGAACGUGCUGAAGACGAGCGGUUCGGUCGUGACGGUUGGGAGCAUACUGAAGAACAGCUCCGGCGACACGCUCAGUUUGCCCUCGUCCAGCCAUCUGUCGGACAGUCUGUCCCUGAGCUACGACGCGUCUAGCAUCAGCGGAAGCGAAACGCACCUGCCACCGCUAGCGAACUCCACUCGCAACCGAACCCUACCGAACGCCAACCAUCCCUGCUACCAGUGCUCCUCGAUCAACGAGGCGAGCGCGAAGAAGCUCUGCCGGAAAGACCCACUGGGGCUGAUCGCGCACACCGAAUCGCAGCUGAUGCGCACCUAUCCCGCCGGUCUGCGGAUAGACUCGUCCAACUUUAAUCCGGUGUUUUUCUGGUCAUUCGGCAUACAGAUGGUGGCGCUCAACUACCAGACGGAGGACAUUCCCAUGCACAUCAACAAAGCGAUGUUUGAGGAAAACAAUAGCUGCGGGUACGUGCGCAAGCCGGACGUACUGUGGAACCGGUCGCACCUGAUGUACCGCCGGUACAGCCCGCUGGAGAAGGAGUUCGACGGGCUGCACGUGACGCAGCUCGUGCUGAACAUUGUGUCGGGCCAGUACCUCAACCAGUCUAGCCUGUACUCGAGCACAUUCGUCGAGAUCGAGCUGCUCGGGAUACCGGUGGACUGUGGCAAGCGCAAGACGAAGAUCAUCCGCAAGAACUCGUUCAAUCCGCUGUGGAACGAAACCUUCUACUUCAAGAUCAUGUUUCACGAUCUGGCGUUCCUCAAGUUUAGCGUGUACGAUGCCGAAACGGGGCUCGUGAUCGCCCAGCGCGUAAUAUCGCUGAAAUGCAUUCGGCCGGGCUAUCGACAUGUUCGGCUCCGCUCACCCACCAACCAGCCGCUCAACAUGGCCUCGCUGUUCGUGUACACGCGCGUGGAAGAAGAGAGUCUGGAUCGAUCGUACGACGAGAUCGAUGAGCAGUACCUGCAGCAGCGGGGAGAGAAAAAUCGUGGCGGCCGUGGCAAUAGCGGUGGCGCGGAAUCGAGCGACGUCCCGGUGCUGUUCGAAGCGAGCCGACUGGACGUGGCCAACAGCCUGGAGAGCAAGGUACCGCAGCUGAAGCGGAAAAUGUUUUUUCUCACCGUGUACGACGUGGUGCCCGACAAGCCGUACACGAUCCUGAAGAUCACCCAGGAAAGCACAACGAAGGACGUGCUGACGCAGGCGAUGCAGAAGAUGAACAAGUCGGCCCAGGACAUGUCCAACUUCAUACUGAUCGAGGAGGUCUACCGGGGGUGGGAAAAGAAGGACCGCCUGCUGCCACCGAGCCAGCGCGUGCUCGACAUGACGGAGAAACCGCUGCAGGCGCAGGGUCACUGGAAGGGAGAGGGUCGCUUCAUUCUCAAGAAGAUCGGCAACGAUCCGAGCAGCCGGGCGUGGGUUACCUCCAUCCGGCGGACGACCGAUCGGAGGGCGUCGCUUGCGGCCACCCUGGCGGGAGCGGCCGGGGGUACCGGAGCUGCCGGGGGCCCCGGCACCGGGAAGGAACCGACCGCGGACGAUCUGCUGGCGCUCGAGAACGUGGACAACUUCCUCGUGUGCGUGUACAACGUGUCGCAGGACAUCCCGUACGCGAUAUUGCGCGUGCCGAUGAAAUCGACCGCCCAGGACGUACUGGCGCAGGCUCUGCUGAAGGCGCGCCGGCUCGAUAACCCCAACAACUUUGUGCUGGUGGAGGAGCUGAACUACAGCAACAAGAGCAACGACACGAUGCAGCGCAUCCUGCUAGACGACGAGAAUGUGUACGUGACGCAGGCCAACUGGAAAACGAUCGGUCGGUUCGUCAUCCACGAGCGCAGCCAGCUGACACCAUCGACGAUCCGCAAAACAAUCCUACCGAUCGAGAAGAUUAGCCGCGGGUUCAGCAUAAGCCGCGGAUCGUCGUCCUCCUCUACCUCGGUGCACUCGUUGGCCUCCAAGUCACCGAUACAGGUGGCGCUGAGCGAUCCCACGGCAUCUUCGUCUACGUCCAGGUUCAAAUCGCGUUCGGCCGGAGCGCACGAGUCGGCGUCCGGGUCGGGGUCGGCCGUGGGGACAAAGUCACGCCACCACGGGCACGGUCGGACGAAGUUCAGCUCGGAAAAGGACACCUCGUUCUCGAGCACCAGUGCCGGCAAUGCCGGAUCUAAGUCAGCCAACCGGCGGGAGGUCCACUCCGAGGGUGAAACGCUUAGCGACGAGGAACAGAAAGAAUCCGACAUUAUGUCCACGAUGUCGCGCUUCAAGCGUAUGUCUAUCAAGAAGCUAAAAUCCUGGAAAUCGUAACUCGGUACCCCGCGGGACAUUUCCGCCAGCGGUGAAAUGCUGCCAGCAAGCUAGCACAAAGGUCGAGAACCAGACCGGAUAGGUAGGGUUAAAAGAAAGAUAGACACGCACACACACACACAGGCACACAAAUGAAACCGCAAUGCACAAAGGCCAACCGUGAAGCAGGCUAUAAGGUUGGCAUGGCUUUACUUUCUCACAUGGGCAGCAGAGCUGCAUCGGAUUUUCUAAGCAAGCAAGCAAACAGGCAAGCAACACUAUACUCGUUAGGUACUCGUUUUAUUGCUAUCAGCUUCACCACUAUUACUACUUAUAUCGCGCUUGCGUUUGUAAAAGGCUUCAAGCUUCCAGCAAACAGAACGGCCGAGAGCGCGCUUUGGACGAUGCUUCAAACACUAGGACAUUUGAUAGCACGAAAACCACCCGCGCACGCCUCACACGCGCGCGCCAAGAAUAGAUUGUGUCCACUUAUGUCCGCACGAGAGAAAAAAAAACAAGAGUUGGACCAUCCCCAAUACUGUUUCCUGUGAUUUUGUGCCCAGUUUCACGCUGUUCACGCCCUCCACCCUAGCGAGAAACGUGUUUUAAUCGACAAUGUGGCAAGACAAUGUGAAGGCGCAAUAUGGAGGGCACUACACGCAUUAUUAUAGAUAUAAUUCUAGAGGCACCCAGAAUGAGAGGAGGAGGAAGCGGAGACGAAAAGUGGACGAAACGUGCAGCCUACGGUGGAAUAGGGAGGAACGGCAUCAAGCAGCAGCUGCAAACAAUAAACAGACGUAGCAUAUUCUAAUCAUAUUCACACUAAAUCUCACAACUCCUCGUUAAACUAGCUGAUGAUAUGCAGAAAUUACAACUCGUUUGCGACACUAUGAUAGAUUCAAUGUUCGUGCUAAAUGGGGAACUAGCCCGCAACUAGUGUGGAUGGAGGGAAGGAAAUAAAACAUCCCUUCAGCGUUAACGAUGACGAAGAUGAUAUGAUAGUAUUAGCAGUAAUGAAACAUAAUCUUAAACACGCUCUCUCCCUCCCACCCCCACCCCCCCUUUCCCCUCCCGUUAAAACCCUUGGGAGAGAAAUGAGAACAAAAGCAACAAGAGCAAACAAGAGGAAACGAGCAAAGCGAACACAUGUUGAUAACACGUUAAUAAAUAUUUAAUAAGCUAGCGAGUUCAAAAACCAAAAGUUGGGACAGCCCAGGAAAGAAACAAAACAAAACAAAACAAAAAAAACAAAAGAACAAGUAAAAAGAAACACAAAAACGAUAUUGGUAGUGCGCUAGAAUAGAAAAAAGGACAAGCAAAACAAAUGGGAAAAGUAAUAAUAUCAAGCAGAAAGUGCAAAUAAAGAAUGGAAACAAAGGGAGUAUAAGAACGAAAUGCACAGAAGGCAGAAACAAACCAUGUGAUAAUAAAAAAAAAAAAACAAGAAAGAAAGUUUAAAUUGGAUAUACAUUUUUGAAGUAUCAGAUUGACCUAUUCUUUCAAAACCAACUAACUAAGAACAUUGAACGAAUAGUAGGAGGAAAAUGUUAUAUUUUGUAUACACCUUCUUACAAAAGAGAUAAAAAAAAACAUACACACACAGCAUACUUUCACACACACAUACACACACUCUUCAAGUCGAGGACAUUUGGUGAACAAAAUCAUUCGUCAGCGAGACAAAACAAACAAAAUAGAUAUUCAAUAGAAUACGUAGCACUAAACGAUUCAUUGUUGCAAGAACUUGAAACGAGAACGACUAAAUGCGCUCUUGUUGUAUAUCAAAACCUGAACCACGUGUACAAUAUGUCCAACGUAGAACCCGAAAGACACAUACGCCAAGCGCCAUAGCAGUUAUAAAAGAAACUAAAAUCCCAGCAAAAAGAAAAUGAAAAAAAAUAAAUCAACAGAACAAAAACCAAAACUGAAUGCAAUCUCGAAACAAAUGGAAUGAAACCAUAUCCACAAAAAUAAUAAAGGAGGGAGAAAUACCAAAACAAACAAAACAAAAAACAUGCGAAAUAUACACGCAAAUAGCAAAAAAAACAACAAAACAAUUAACUACUAGUA
Anopheles moucheti is the source of this 8505-nucleotide messenger RNA. Its product is annotated as 1-phosphatidylinositol 4,5-bisphosphate phosphodiesterase epsilon-1-like. The transcript has 14 exons. Gene Ontology annotation, biological process: small GTPase-mediated signal transduction; lipid metabolic process; phosphatidylinositol-mediated signaling. The coding region runs from base 1 to 6459 and encodes 2152 amino acids. Lineage: Eukaryota; Metazoa; Arthropoda; Insecta; Diptera; Culicidae. Gene Ontology annotation, molecular function: phosphatidylinositol-4,5-bisphosphate phospholipase C activity; guanyl-nucleotide exchange factor activity. The record is from RefSeq and is a predicted model, not a curated record.